AUGAGCUAUUUAGUAUUAGGAGGAAAUAAUGGAGCCCCAAAAUUGGCAUCAGGGCGUUCAAAUAGUGUCCCUAGCAACAGUACCAACUACAAAAUAUUUGUAAGAUCACUUGUGAAAAACUUAUUUAACACAGAUAGGAAAAUUACUUACGGGGUUGUUGGACACACGUACACAGGAAGAAUAAGCUUCACGCAAUCUGUCCUGAGCGCAUUCGGCUGCACAAAUCGCAUGAACAAAACAACAGUUAUUAACCUUGAAGAAAAUAUCAAUUUGCACACAAAAUGUGGCAUAAUUUUAAAGAAAGAUCUUCAUGGCAUUGGCCUAAUUAAAAGACUACAUGUGCUUAGCAACAAAGAACGAUUAACUUUUUUAAGUGAGUUUUUGCUUAAUUUAACGGGGAAAAAUUUAUUAAAAAUUUUAACCCUCAUAAACAAGGAAGAUAUUGCCUACGAGUACAGAAACCACUUUGGCAAAAAUAGGGACAAGUUGGAAAAAUUAGAAAAAAAAGAAAUCAUUCGCCUAAUUUUGUUAAAGGAACCAAAGGAAGAGUCUGAUAAUAAAAAUAUUAAUUUUAAAAAUAUGAUCAGACUGUACAAUAAAUUAUUUUUAAACAAAAUUGCCUAUUAC
Molecule: messenger RNA, 627 nt
Organism: Plasmodium cynomolgi strain B
Lineage: Eukaryota; Apicomplexa; Aconoidasida; Haemosporida; Plasmodiidae
Exons: 1
Source: RefSeq, a predicted model, not a curated record